Messenger RNA from Sinocyclocheilus grahami, 1460 nucleotides. RefSeq names its product sphingosine 1-phosphate receptor 3-like. Lineage: Eukaryota; Metazoa; Chordata; Actinopteri; Cypriniformes; Cyprinidae. Gene Ontology annotation, cellular component: membrane. Gene Ontology annotation, biological process: G protein-coupled receptor signaling pathway. Gene Ontology annotation, molecular function: sphingosine-1-phosphate receptor activity. The record is from RefSeq and is a predicted model, not a curated record. The transcript is spliced from 2 exons. The coding region runs from base 286 to 1350 and encodes 354 amino acids.
GAAAGGACUUCUUCCAUUGCGCGCAGACAGAUUACUUUCCUGAGGUCUGAACUUCUGCACAUUAAAGAUGGAAAUAUAACAGUUCCUAUUUCAACAAAACUCGACACGAAUGGGUCUCCGUGAAGAAACUCUGCGGUUCGUGAUACCUGAUGGCAGAUGUGUGUCACCGACAUGACAGUAAAGGGUGAUGAUUGACAGGUAAACCCAGAAGAAAGCAUCGACCCGCUCGCCAACACCCAUCCGUGACCCGUCUUACCGGUGCGAUCCAGUCCAAAUCCUCCCGCAAUGAUCAACCAGCACAUUUCCCUGCAUUACAACUACACUGGGAAACUAAGCAUCCGCAAUGACACCGAAGGCGCCCCGUUGGACCCCAGAACGGCGGUGUUUUUGGUCGUUUGCAGCCUCAUCGUCUUGGAGAACCUAAUAGUGCUGGUGGCCAUCUGGCAAAACCACAAAUUCCAUAAACGGAUGUACUUUUUUAUCGCCAACCUGGCUCUGUGCGACUUGUUAGCCGCCGUGACUUAUAUAGUCAACCUGCUGAUGUCAGGACAGUGGACGCUACACUUGUCUCCAGCCGAGUGGUUUGUUCGAGAAGGGAGUGUGUUUGUAGCAUUAGGUGCUUCUAUUUUCAGCUUACUUGCGAUUGCGAUUGAACGCCACCUUACUAUGAUCAAAAUGAGGCCUUAUGACGCAAGCAAAAACUACCGGGUGUUUCUGCUCAUAGGAACGUGCUGGCUGAUCGCGAUCACUCUGGGAGCACUGCCUGUUUUAGGCUGGAACUGUUUAGAAGAUCUUCCUCAGUGCUCCACCAUCUUACCGCUUUACAGCAAGAGCUACGUCGCGUUCUGCAUCACCAUCUUCAUCUCGCUCCUGCUGGCCAUCUCCGUCCUCUACGCCCGCAUUUACGCCCUGGUGAAGAGCAGCAGCCGCAAAGUCACCAAGCACAGCAACUGCGAGCGCUCCAUGGCCCUCCUGCGCACCGUCAGCAUCGUGGUGGGCGUCUUCAUCGCCUGCUGGACGCCCAUCUUCGCGCUGCUGCUCGUCGACGUGGCCUGCGGGAACAAAAAGUGCCCGGUUCUGCUCAAAGCCGAUUGGUUCGUGGCGCUGGCCGUCUUGAAUUCCGCCAUGAACCCCGUCAUCUACACGCUGGCCAGCAGGGAGAUGCGCCGGGCGUUUUACAGGCUCGUGUGCGGGUGUCUGCUGAACGGUGCGACGGGGUGCAAGCAGAACACGGACCCCAGCCGGAGCAAAUCCAGCUCCAACUGCCCUCAGGCGGCCGAACAGGAAAACCCAGACGCCAAUGCACAGAAUCAGACUAACACAAGCCGAAGCACUCAGUGUGUUUGCUGAAAUGCACACACUACUGCAUUAGUGCAUGCUACAGAACUUUUUUAAGUGCACAAUAAAGCAUCAGCACAUGUUAAGUGCAUAUUGAACAGUGGAAAAAACGUCCCGAGAUC